Malaya genurostris is the source of this 2875-nucleotide messenger RNA. It is a transcript of the gene Rab3, whose product is annotated as ras-related protein Rab-3. Gene Ontology annotation, molecular function: GTP binding; GTPase activity. The coding region runs from base 415 to 1074 and encodes 219 amino acids. Gene Ontology annotation, cellular component: synaptic vesicle; endosome; plasma membrane. The record is from RefSeq and is a predicted model, not a curated record. Gene Ontology annotation, biological process: protein localization to plasma membrane; regulation of exocytosis; protein secretion. NCBI's taxonomy places the organism in Eukaryota, Metazoa, Arthropoda, Insecta, Diptera, Culicidae. The transcript is spliced from 6 exons.
AAUCAAUAAAACAUAGGUUUCACUGGGAAGGCUGGUAAUGUCACCUGGAAAAUACAGGGAAAGUGAUUGAAGAUUGGACUGGUUAAUUUUAUCAUUGUCACUCUAACGCGUGGCCUAUUGUAAUCCAAUUUUUGUCAAGUCCUUCGAUACAAGUAUCAUCUAUACAUCGUAACUUCUAUCUACUUUGGCAGAGAAAUCUUCCCAACAAUUGAUUGUGAUCCUUGUGUUGUGCAAAACGUUAAAGUUUAGUGAGUUAUUGAAAAAAAGAAGUGAAUUCGAAAUUCGCAAUACUACAGCAAAUUUAAGUGUCUUAUCGUGAAAAAAGAAAGAAACGUGUGAGAUUAAAUAUCAAUCAGAUUUUAGUUUGCAAUCAUUCGGAUUGUAAUUCUUGUGGCAUAGGCGUUUCAAAAUAACAUGGCCGCAGGAGACCCAAAGUGGCAGAAGGAUGGAUCCGAUCAAAAUUUUGAUUACAUGUUCAAACUUCUCAUCAUCGGUAAUUCUAGUGUAGGCAAAACUAGCUUCCUGUUCCGAUACGCUGAUGAUUCGUUUACAUCCGCUUUCGUGUCGACGGUUGGAAUUGACUUUAAGGUGAAAACAGUAUUUCGGCAUGAUAAACGUGUUAAGCUACAAAUCUGGGAUACUGCUGGUCAGGAGAGAUACCGCACAAUCACCACAGCAUACUAUCGAGGUGCAAUGGGUUUUAUACUAAUGUACGAUAUUACAAACGAAGAAAGUUUCAACUCGGUUCAAGACUGGGUUACACAAAUAAAAACUUAUUCCUGGGACAACGCACAAGUUAUUCUCGUGGGAAACAAAUGCGAUAUGGAAGACGAGCGAGUAAUAUCAUUCGAACGAGGAAAGCAGUUGGCUGACCAGCUUGGUGUUGAGUUUUUUGAAACAUCUGCAAAGGAAAAUGUCAACGUCAAGAAUGUAUUUGAAAGACUAGUGGACAUAAUCUGUGACAAAAUGUCGGAGAGCUUAGAUUCUGAUCCUGCCUUGGUUGCUGGCGGACCGAAAGGACAACGAUUAACAGACCAACCGCAAGGUGCACCCAACGCAAACUGCAAUUGCUAAAAACCACUUCAUAGCGUACGGUAAACAGCGAAUCGAAUAAAAAGCAUACGAUUACAUUAUAAUUAAGAUACCCACACUAUCUUUGUCGCAGAAAAAAACACAAGAAUACAAAAUUUAAGUACGUGGUACACAACAAAUUGGAAAGUAGUUUGGAUUGGAAGAAUUGUUCAUAUCGUAAAGCAAACAAUGCUAUAUUAAUCCGUUUUGUUCUUGUUCAUUAAGUUCAAUUUGGCAGUUUUGUUGUGAAAACACAACUGCAUUUGUUUUGCAUCGUACAUGUAUACUUCCCAGAUGAAUAAUGAACAUCCCGAAGUUACAAACUAGCGAAAAUUAUUAUUCAAUGUGUAGGUAAUAAUGGACGAUACAGUCAUUUCAUGUUGAUGGAAAAAGCACUCAUUUCAAGACACAGUAAAAAAGGAUGUUGUUCUAGAGUAGACAAUAAUCUAAUUGUUAGAUAUGAGCAGUGAACUAAUUGGGUCCCAUUUAUUACAGAAUAAAUUAUCAGUAUUAACCACAACCGAACACUUUUAAUCCAUCUGGCUAGUAAUACAAUCAGGAUAUACAAAACAAAACAUUUUCACACAAUUUCGCAUGCAUGGGUAUAGCCAAAAAAAUAUUUAUUGGAGCAGGAACGAUGAACCUGUACAACACAAUUCUGAUUUACAUAUAGUUUUAAUACACAGUCAAUUGGACGUGAAAUCAAGUUUAGUGAAAAAAAACCCAAACAAUCUUAGACCAACGAGAUAGUCAUUAAUUGAAAGAGGGUUCAAGCUGCUAAGAAAAGCUGCACAGCUACAGGCAUGAAUAAUUAUCAUCAUCAUCAUCAGAAAUCAUAACAAUGUGUACAAAUUUUCCUCCUCACUCGCGUAAGUAAAUCUGAUCUUAAUGGCACAUAUAACUAGUUGAAGUAUAGCUGGAAUUAUGAUUAAUAAAAUUAUUUCAGAAGAACUGCUCCAGUAUCUGUUGAUGAUGCUUAAAAAUUCGAAUUCCUUUUCAAGUGAUAACAGCAGAAAUAUAACAACAUCGAUAAAAUCACCAAAGAUACAAAUAGAUAACACGAAUAAUCGUUUCAAAUAGCUAUGUUCACAAUGUGAGAGAUAAAACGUAAACCAUUCUUAUCAGUAUCAGUCAGAUGAAUCCCAAUCAAAUCAAUUAUUCGUAUAAAUGUUUUGGUGAAGAAUUAAGACGUUAACACCUUGAUAAAAACAAAACCAUUUGGAUGUGCCUGUGGGAGAUGUUUUCCGUAAAAAUAACUGAAUUUUGCGAAUUAUCAAGAACAUAAUUAUUGAACGUCGUAUUUGUCUCUGGUUGUUGCCAAUAUUCUUCAACUUUCUUUUCAAAGUAUCUUUUGUACAUUUUCUUAAAAAGUCUUUAAUAUUCUAACAUCGCACAUAAUUCAAUCUGAUUCAACUAGAGCAGCUAAUUGUAUGUUUUUUAGAAACCGCCUGUAUGAUUUAUUCGCUAUUGAAAUACCCACAGUACUACUAAAUGCAUUGUAAUUGUUGCUCACGUCACUCUGAAACAUGUACACAUUAAAAGCAUUUGUUAGAGAAACGAUGUGGAAAACUAAUAGAAAAAUUUGAACUAUAUUUUGUACAGAAAUUACCACGAAAUUAAUUUUUGGGAAUAAAACGAACUUGAAAUUCACUAAACUCUAAUUUACCCAUGACUUAAUCAAUGAAUGAAAACAAUUAACUUAUAAACGUAAAGAAAUGAACAAUUAUCAUUAUUGUUGUAAUAAUUAAUCUAUAUAUAUAUACAAAAUACUACACAGAGAAAUAUAACGGAAGUCCCUGAAUAA